ACAAACAUUUAAAGAAUAAAAAACUAAAAGCUUUCCUCACUACUAUCCUAACUACUUUGUAGUAGGAAUACACCUUCAGAAUUAUAUCCAUUUUAUAUGAAGACGAAUCACACUUCACAAACCUUGAAAGAAAUCCAGCAAAUACAGCGAUCCAACAAGUGCCCUUAUAGAAAACGAAACACUAAACAAGGAACAUCCAAAAAACGAACGAAAACAUAUAAUAAUUGUAAAUACAGUCAAGCUUGUGCAUUAUUAGAAGCUAUUAAACUAAAUGGACGGAAACGGUUGAACGAUCGAUGCGUAGCUCACAUUUCUUGCUAUAUUGCUCGAGCAUGGGAAGAAAAGCCUUGUCAACAGAAGGUUAAACAAAUUUUUUGCAUGAUUCGAAAUAUGCUCGAAGCAGCCAGCAUGGAUGCAGCUUUACCGUUCGAUAUAGCUCUUCAAGUAUUUUGUCAGAAUCCCUUAGGAUCCACUACAAUUUGCCCUAGCACAACUCUCUUGAUUGCAAUGAGAUAUGUAGAGCGUCUAAAGAAGCGUUACCAUGAUGUGAAAGGCAGCCCUGGAUGUUGCUUUCGAAUGAUAAUCGUUGCCUUCAACAUAGCUUUAAAAUAUAUGUAUGAUUGCCUACGAUUGAUAAUAUAUACCAGUAUGCGACAGUUACCGUCAGCAAACAGAGUAGUUAAUUUAAUCACACCACCCAGUUCACCGAAAAAGACAACCCCUCAAAAUUUGGAUGCCAACGCUACAGAGGUUGAAAAUACCAAAGUAAAAGCAAAUUCAACAGCACAAAGCACUGUUAAACCAGAAAUCUCAAUAGACUCACAGACGGAUACCUCUACAUGUUCUGAUGUAGAACGCGCAUUGAAAAUUGCUUGUUUGGAACGAGAAUUCCUUUAUUGUCUUAACUACGACUUGUCUGUUGAAGAUCCUUCAAGCCUCGUUACUUGGGCGCAUAAUUUUGAUAAUUCUCCAGCGAACUUCAAUUGCGUUAGGCAAGAGUACACCUCCGCCGACGAAGCAGAUGAUGAGAUGGAAGAAGAAGAUCCAUAACAAUAACAUUAUAAUCGUACUUUCUUUAUCUCCUUGUACAUAUACCAAAUAUACCUGAUGUUCCAUCAUAGCCUUUAUAUCAAUCAUAAUAAAAUCAAAAAGCUGUUCAAAUGCGCUGAUUUAA
Messenger RNA from Mycotypha africana, 1174 nucleotides. RefSeq lists its product as uncharacterized. Bases 97 to 1050 code for a protein of 317 amino acids. Lineage: Eukaryota; Fungi; Mucoromycota; Mucoromycetes; Mucorales; Mycotyphaceae. The record is from RefSeq and is a predicted model, not a curated record. The transcript is spliced from 3 exons.